Molecule: messenger RNA, 1161 nt
Organism: Huiozyma naganishii CBS 8797
Lineage: Eukaryota; Fungi; Ascomycota; Saccharomycetes; Saccharomycetales; Saccharomycetaceae
Gene: NPA3
Product: GTPase NPA3
Exons: 1
Coding region: 1-1161 (386 amino acids)
Molecular function (GO): GTPase activity
Source: RefSeq, a predicted model, not a curated record
AUGCCUCUAUCCACUGUUAUAUGUAUCGGUAUGGCCGGUUCCGGUAAAACCACUUUUAUGCAAAGAUUAAACUCUCAUUUGAGACACAAGAAACAGGUUCCAUACGUGAUUAAUUUGGACCCUGCGGUGCUCAAUAUUCCUUAUGGUGCGAACAUUGAUAUUAGAGACUCUAUCAAGUACAAAAAAGUCAUGGAGAACUACCAACUGGGCCCCAACGGUGCGAUUGUGACGUCUUUGAACCUCUUUUCAACCAAGAUCGACCAAGUGAUCAAUCUGCUGGAAAAGAAAGCUGACAAAUACGAGCACUGCAUUGUUGAUACUCCUGGGCAAAUUGAGUGUUUUGUAUGGAGUGCAUCUGGGACAAUUAUAACAGAAUCGUUCGCGUCUACUUUCCCAACUGUCAUUGCCUACAUUGUCGACACACCAAGAAAUAAAUCACCAACCACCUUCAUGAGUAAUAUGCUCUAUGCAUGUUCGAUACUGUAUAAAACAAAAUUACCCAUGGUCAUUGUCUUUAACAAGACCGACGUGGAAGACGCAUCCUUUGCGAAAGAGUGGAUGACUGAUUUCGAAAGUUUCCAACACGCACUAAGAGAGGAUCAAGACAAUGGCACUCACGAAGGCUCAGGGUACAUGAGUUCCUUGGUAAACUCCAUGUCACUGAUGUUAGAGGAGUUCUAUGCGACAUUGGACGUCUGCUCUGUGUCGAGUUUUACUGGGGAAGGAUUCGAUGAGUUUGUUGAUAUAGUUGACAAGAAACAGGAUGAGUACAACGAAUUUUACAAAGCGGAGAGGGAGAGACUUCUCGCCUUGAAGGAGGAGAAAGAAGCGGCCAGGAAGGACAAGUCCUUGACUGGGUUGAUGAAGGACCUGGGUUUGAAUGGGGGGAAGAGCAAAAAAAAGAGUGGUAACGACAGCGACGACAGCGCUGAAGUUGUAAGCGACUUAGAAGAGGGAGAAGAUGAUGGGCUGGUAGAUCGUGACGAGGAUGAAGGUAUAGAAAGAGAGUACACUUUCAUGGGAGAGGAUCGGCUCGGAGGUGAAAUCAACGACCAGACGCAAAGCGAUCUGCAAGAGCGAUACCAAAAGGCCAUGGAACAGACUGCAAAGCAAGCUAGCAGUGAAACUGCAGAGAAUAUAGCUAAAUACAUUAGACAGUGA